This is a messenger RNA of Pseudocercospora fijiensis CIRAD86, 726 nucleotides long. RefSeq lists its product as uncharacterized. The transcript is spliced from 2 exons. The record is from RefSeq and is a predicted model, not a curated record. NCBI's taxonomy places the organism in Eukaryota, Fungi, Ascomycota, Dothideomycetes, Mycosphaerellales, Mycosphaerellaceae. Gene Ontology annotation, molecular function: protein binding. The annotation marks the transcript as partial.
AUGAACUUUGGCGACAGCGGCAGCAAUGCCAGGCCUGGUCAUGGUCUGCCACAAAUCGAGACCAACGACAUUGCUCUGGCCGACAUUAGUCUGCAGAAAGGUGGAAAUCCAUUGAAGCUAACAGCGCCCUGGGAGACACAGCCACCGGUGCAUGCUUCGUUGCUGAGUAUCGCAAGUGCGAAGGGAAUUCUAGCAGUGGCUGGGCCAUCGUCGUUGGUCAUCGCAAACACUGAGUCGCUUCGGAGGCAAGCAAUUCCCAAGAGACUGGAGAAAGGCGAGGAGCGCCUAAUCAGAGAGAAUGGAGCACAUCUGAUCAUCGAUACGCCUCGCUUGUCGCAUGUCGCAUUCAGCGCAGAUGAGAGCUGUCUGGUCAUCGUCUCUGAUCAAGGAGGAGGUCUGGCUGUAUAUGACACCAAUGCGCUCGUCAGCGGCAAUAAGGAGCCCGCCUUCUCUAUCGGCACAAACGGUGUGAGCGUGCGACAUCUUCUGCCUAAUCCCAACCCGGAUGAGGCGAGCGCACAUCUCUUUGCCAUCGUCUUGACGAAUGGCCAGCUUCUGCUUGCAGAUCUCAAAGCACGAAAUCUGCGCAAAGGUCAGAGCAGCGAAGCAUUUCACGACAAUGUCUUUAGCGCAUGCUGGUCGAAAUUGGGCAAGCAAAUCAUUGCCGGCAAAGGAGACGGCAGCUGUGCUCAGAUCGACCCACAAGGCGUUCUAAAAGACUCGAUA